This is a messenger RNA of Candidozyma haemuli, 1071 nucleotides long. It is a transcript of the gene DAO1, whose product is annotated as Dao1p. The coding region runs from base 1 to 1071 and encodes 356 amino acids. Lineage: Eukaryota; Fungi; Ascomycota; Pichiomycetes; Serinales; Metschnikowiaceae. The transcript has a single exon. Gene Ontology annotation, molecular function: FAD binding; D-amino-acid oxidase activity. The record is from RefSeq and is a predicted model, not a curated record.
AUGUCUUCUAGCAGAAAGGUAGUGGUGGUAGGCGCCGGCGUCGUUGGGCUUACGUCCGCUCUCCAGCUCAAGCGUGCUGAUCCAAAGUACGACAUUACCAUUGUGGCUGCACAUAUACCAGGUGAUUUGAGCUUAGGUUACGCUUCUCCAUAUGCUGGAGCCAACUGGCACUCAUUUGCCGGGAAGAACGAUAAAAGACUUCAGGAAUUGGAUGAACCGGGAUACCAUGAGUUCCAAAAGCUUGCUGAUAAUCCCCAAUCAGGAGUCUGGCGUCGUCCUAACUCUAAUUACUAUACGCAUCUUGCUUUGGCAAGGGUGAAUGGCGACUCCUCCGAGUAUAACCAUUGGUUUGGUGAUUUUGCCAACGAAAGAGAGAUUAAUAAGGAGGAUCUUCUCCCAGGUACUGUCUACGGUACGGAAUUUGAUGGCGUGGUCAUUUCUGUACCUAUUUAUUUGAACUACCUCUUGCAGGAGUGUUUCAAGCUUGGGGUUACCUUAAAGAGAAUCAGUUUCCUAACCAACAUUGACGAUGCCUUACACCUUCAUUCUUCUGGUGAGAAAGCAGAUCUAGUCAUCAAUUGCGCUGGUCUCAUGGCCUAUAGGAUUGAUGGUGUUAAUGACGCAAGACGGAAUUUCCCAGUCAAGGGACAAGUCCUUCUCGUCAGAAACAAUAUCAGCAGAAUCAUCUGCGUUGAAGGGUUUGAAGAGCCCAAUGAAAUGCUUUACAUGUUCCCACGUAAAGAGGGAGGUACUAUCAUUGGUGGUAGCUUCUUGCAGGAGAACUGGGACCCUCAGGAGGAUAAAGCGCUCUCGGUAAAGAUCUCACAAAGAGCGGUAGCAUUUGCGCCUGAGAUCAUUGACCCGGCAAAGAACAACCCAAAUUUCCUCGAUGUCGUCCAAGUGAACGUUGGCCUUAGGCCGUUCAGAGACGGAGGUAUGCGUAUCGAGGUGGACACCAGACGCAAAUGGCUCAUCCACAACUACGGCGCUGGCGGCGGUGGAUACCAAGGCAGCUACGGGUUUGCCAAGCGUGUGGUGGAGUUGGCAGCACAAAAUUUACCCAAGCUUUAA